CACACUCAGGGGGGUGGGACUUUUCCCUCACGAGACGUCUCCCGCUCCUCGCUGUUCUGUCAGAUCGCCGGGCGGACACCGGACUCCCCUCCCCCGUCACACACCGAGGACAGCAUGUCGGUGGCCGGGCUGAGGAAACAAUUCCACAAAGCCAGCCAGCUUUUAAGUGAAAAAAUCAGUGGAGCGGAAGGAACAAAACUUGACAAUGAUUUCCAAGAAAUGGAACGGAAAAUUGACAUCACCAAUAAAGCGGUUGCUGAGCUUCUUUCAAAAACCACAGACUAUCUCCAACCCAAUCCAGCGUAUCGAGCUAGAUUGGGAAUGUUAAAUACCAUGUCAAAAAUCAGAGGACAAGUUAAAACAACAGGAUACCCUCAGACCGAAGGUUUGCUUGGAGACUCCAUGCUACGAUAUGGCCGAGAACUAGGAGAAGAGUCAGAGUUUGGCAGUGCUUUGUUGGAUGUCGGGGAAUGUAUGAAGCAAAUGGGUGAGGUGAAGGAUUCUCUCGAUAUUAACGUCAAACAGAACUUUCUUGAUCCACUACAGUGCUUACAAGACAAAGACUUGAAGGAGAUUGUGUAUCACCUGAAAAAGCUAGAAGGCCGGCGUUUAGACUACGAUUAUAAAAAGAAGCGACAAGGAAAGAUUGGAGAUGAAGAAAUUCAACAAGCGGUGGAAAAAUUUGAAGAAUCUAAAGAACUUGCUGAAAGGAGCAUGUUCAAUUUUCUAGAAAAUGACAUUGAACAAGUUAGUCAGCUGGCUGUACUUGCAGAGGCCGCAUUAGAUUACCACAGACAGUCAGCCCAGAUCCUGGAGGACCUCCAUAGCAGGUUACACAACAGAAUGAAUUCUGCAUCAAGCCGACCCAAGAGAGAACAGCCAUCGAGAUCGAUCAUGUCAACAAUAGAGUCAAAUGAAAAGCUGCAACAUAAUGGAGUCUCCUGUAAUUCAUCCAUCAAAUUAUCAGGUUCUACCAUCCAUUUGGACCAGCCCUGUUGCAGAGCGAUAUAUGACUUUGACCCUGAAAAUGAAGGAGAACUUGGAUUUAAAGAAGGUGACAUCAUCACUUUAACCAACCAGAUUGAUGAGAAUUGGUAUGAAGGCAUGGUCAACGGGGAGUCGGGUUUUUUCCCAAUUAAUUAUGUUGAAGUUGUGGUUCCUCUUCCACAAUGAACUCUGGGACUUCAGAGAGACUGCUCUAUCCUGUUACAAUGGGACUGAGAACUUUUUGAAUGUGGCAUUCUGUGAACGCCUUGCUACUCGAUCAACUAAACUUUUGUGUGUCAUCUCUUUUAUAUGUAUUUAUUUUAUAUCAAUUUUUAUUUUUUAUGAAAACAUUGACACUGCUACCCACAGACCUACAAAAAGAAAGGUAUAUAAAUAUAUUUUAUUGUUGUCUCAUGUUUCAUACGUGACUUUUGCGGCUUGUCUGUGUCAACUAUUUUUAAAGAGUUUUCUUUUUAAUUCUCACUAAAAGUAUUUUAAUAAGUAUAUAGUCUGUUUACAGAGGUAACUAGUUUAUUUUCCUUUAAAAAAAGUCUUUAACUGUGAAUAUUCUAAUGUAUGUUGCACAAUAUUUGUUAAACUCAACAAUGUCGUGGUAAGUUGUGUAAUAUAAACACUUGUCUAUAUGACCAAAUAUAAUAAAUAUAUUGGAACGUA
Rana temporaria (common frog) is the source of this 1662-nucleotide messenger RNA. It is a transcript of the gene SH3GL3, whose product is annotated as SH3 domain containing GRB2 like 3, endophilin A3. Bases 115 to 1173 code for a protein of 352 amino acids. Gene Ontology annotation, cellular component: presynapse; cytoplasm; glutamatergic synapse. Lineage: Eukaryota; Metazoa; Chordata; Amphibia; Anura; Ranidae. Gene Ontology annotation, molecular function: protein binding. Gene Ontology annotation, biological process: synaptic vesicle uncoating; endocytosis. The transcript is spliced from 9 exons. The record is from RefSeq and is a predicted model, not a curated record.